Molecule: messenger RNA, 1515 nt
Organism: Fusarium coffeatum
Lineage: Eukaryota; Fungi; Ascomycota; Sordariomycetes; Hypocreales; Nectriaceae
Exons: 3
Coding region: 1-1515 (504 amino acids)
Biological process (GO): positive regulation of proteasomal ubiquitin-dependent protein catabolic process; ubiquitin-dependent protein catabolic process; protein polyubiquitination
Cellular component (GO): cytoplasm; ubiquitin ligase complex
Molecular function (GO): zinc ion binding; ubiquitin protein ligase activity; ubiquitin conjugating enzyme binding
Source: RefSeq, a predicted model, not a curated record
AUGUCCCUAUUCCAGCGCCUGUUCCCCUUCCUGAGGGCGUCUCCUACUCGCCCGGGAGGUCUCAAUCCCGAUGAGUCACGGAUCCUCGCCCUGAGCAUCGCCAGGGCUGUAGAAGCCGAUGCGGCUAUUUUGGAGCAAUAUCGCCGAGAGGACCAAGUGGCUAGAGAUCGUAUGAUAGCCCAGGCACAGAAUGAACACCGCAAGAUCUCCAUCGAGCCGCUGAUCGAUCAACCCGUCUUAGAUGAAGCAACACUGAACGAGCUUCGUCGGCUGAACCCCGACGCUUCAGAUGACAGUGAGAGUGAAGGUGACAGCAUCGAGGAGGCCGAAGAACUGGUUGAUGAGAAAGACGAGGAUGUCGAAGUUAUUGAACAUGCUGACAACACUGGUGACACCCAAGAUACUCACGAAGCUGAGUAUACCCCUGACAACACUGAGGACACCGACGAUGCUCCAGAGAUUGAAACCCCCAGACAGCAACCUGGGGAGACGGCUUCCUCCCAAGCUACAACUAUUGAGCAAGAAGAAGUCGUAGAUCACGUUGAUACUGUUGAUCAGCGGAUUGUACACGACCAACAAGGUUCUCAAGAGCCCCCUGAUCUUGUCGCGCUCCCUGAACCAGCAUCGCCUGCCAUCGCCAGCUCUUCCGCAACACCACCUGCUCCGGAAAGAAAGCAGUGCAUGGCCGUCGAACUCUCCAUGAGAGAGGAGUCUAUGUUCCCACCUCAGUGCUGUCAGCAAGCUAUCCCUAUCGAAGUAGGCGCUUUUAUCUCCCAGGAGAUAUUUGAUCGAUUCCAGGAGAAGACCACUGAGUUUGGAACUGUGGACCGAACUUACUGCAGCGAUACCGCAUGCUCAGCUUUUAUCACACCCCAGUCAAUCGCGGAAUCAGAGGGGAUCGCGCGCUGCAGUCGUUGUGAACUGCAAACUUGUCCCAUCUGCAAAAGAGCUUGGCACGAGGGUGCCUGUCCUGAAGACGAGAAAACACAGGAACUGGUGCGCCUUGGAGAACGAGAGGGUUGGAAAAGGUGCGAGAGUUGCAAACAUCUCAUUCAGCGCAGCACUGGGUGCAACCAAAUGACCUGUCGUUGCGGUCACAAGUUCUGCUACCUCUGUGCUGCCAAGUGGAAGUCUUGCUCGUGUCCAUAUUCGGAUUUUGUCGGGCUCCUCGGCCUCGGCCAGCCUGCCCAGGCCGCUGCAAACAACGGACAGUUGCCGCCGGCUUGGCUGGAACCAGAGGUCCCUCGACGAGAACCAGUGCCUCGACCAGCACCAGUGCCACCGGCACAGAGACCAAGAGAGACUCCAGAUCAGGAGGCUGCCAGACGACGUCGACACCGGGAACGACAUGAGCUCUUCCCAGAUUGCCAACAUCGGCGUUGGCGGACCAGUCGCGGAGAAUGGCAGUCGUGCGAUGACUGUGGUCAAUUUAUGCAGGAAUUCGUUUUUACCUGCCGAGACUGCGACAUGGACGCAUGCGGGCGAUGCAGAGACACCAUCGAAUCCUGGCAAUAG